AUGAUCCUAGCACGGUCACCGGUCAGGCGACCCGUCAACUUGCCGUCGGCGUCAGCCGAGGCUCGAAAGGCCGAUUCUGCGGCCCCUCAGGCAUCCCCCCCGUCUUCAGGCACGUCAUCCACUGACUUCCACCCAACGUGGAGACCAAUAGCAGAGUCAGACUCCUCCAGUCGCAGCUGCCACGGCAGCACUUUGGAUGACAACUCAGUAUUUACCUCGUUACCUCUUCCCCAACGUACCCAGUCGAAUGUCGUGGCAGAAGGGGCUGAUUGUUCGGAACGAGUGCAAACUCUCGCACUGGGUAUAGUCAGCACCCUAAGGCAGGCUAAAUCUGUCACUGCCGAUAUGAGAAACAGAGCCAUCGACUCAGCUAACCAAAUCGCUUGGCUAGCAGGUAACUCAAUGGCCCGCCGCUUAAAGGAGAUCGAGGCAGAAUCCGCUGCACACAAACAGGAACUAAUGACCGUACGCAGUGAGCUUGGCGAAAUUAAGGCCCUCAUAGCGAGUAACAAAGCGGUAAAUAUUGGUGAAGGUGGACAGUUAGAUCUUAACUCAGCAUUCACGGCUUCAGCUCUUGACCCCUUAAUGAAGGAGAUUCGCACUCUGAGGGAGGAGCUGACCAAACGGGAAGACGUCUGUUCCGCAACACAUGUCACCAGAGAACAGUUAGACAAGAUUCUUGGUGACAAAAUAGAAGCUAUCAAAGCUGAUAUUUCCACAGCCAAAACGGCUAUCCUGGACAUGAGAGAAGCCAGGCAUGAGGAAGUCAUCUCUCUGAUGCAUGAGCAGGGAACUGCGCUUGAUGCAGAAGUCGCUCUCAAAGAGAUCAAACAGCAAAUUAAAGAAGUUCGAACUAAGGUACAAGAAAAUACCAAGGCGAUUGAUCGUGCGGAGCUACAAAAGGCCAAGAAGCCAACCGAGCCGUCUACUGUAACUACAGCAUCAGUUGUAGAACCGAAACCUGUAAAUCAGGCUAACAAAAAUAAAUCCCGUCGUCCAACCAGUUAUGCCGAAGCUUUGAGCAAGCCGAACUAUGCGGUUUUGAUCGAAUCGGCUGACCCCAGGAAGACGUCUGAAGACGUCAUAAACCAGGUUAAACAGAAUGUUAACGUCAUUGAUUUAGGCAUUGGCGUUAACAGGGUCACAAAAAUAAAAAACCAAAAGGUUAUCAUGGCUUGCGGGUCUCAAGAGGAACGUAGUGCACUUCAGGAGGCGAUACGCCAAAAGUGCACACAGAUCUCGGCGAGAAGUACGAGAGAUAGACUUCCUCAGAUCAGGCUAGUAGGAGUCAUAAAUAGCCUCACCGAUGCAGAAAUUGAGAAGGCGGUCACGAGUCAGAACCGACAUCUCCUUGGCCCUCUUCCUCCUAAUUCACAGGCCAGGGUUCUACGCAGAACCAAAGGCAGAACCCAGGAAGUCAAGAAUGUUACUCUGGAAGUGUCACCGUCGAUUUGGAAAGCAGUUCAGGGACAGAAGCUCCACAUCGGCCUGCAAUUGGUGCCUGCAGUCGAUCAGUCGCCUCUGACCCAGUGCUACAAAUGCAUGGGAUAUAAUCACAGGGCGGCUGAAUGUAAUGAACAGAUCAGAUGUGGGCACUGUGCCCAAGAACACGACACUAGACAAGGGCUGCUGUCCUCUACUGCUAAGGGCGUCGAUACAGUCAGGGCAACAAACGCCCAAAACCCGCAGGAGAAACUCAAAAUAGCACAGAUAAACCUUGGAAGAGGACACUCCGCCACACAAGAAUGCCUCAGAGAAGCCACUCAGCAGGGUUACUCUGUCUUGCUACUUCAAGAGCCUUACGUUGGCUCCAAAGGAUAUUUGAGUGCUGGCAGUAACAGUCGGAUUAUACAAAAAUUAUACAACAGAAGCCACCCAGUAAGGGCAGCCACUGUAAUAUUAAAUCCGAGUCUACGCAUAGUCGAAAAUCAAGAUUGGAUUACAGAGGACAUAGUUGGACUAAAAAUCGUUGUAGGUAACGAAGUAUUUACUGUCAUAAAUGUCUAUCUAGAUAAAACGCACGACAUAGAUCAGACUAUGAACUCUCUCCGUAAAAUAAUAGAUUCGACUGGAACUGCCAACCUCAUAAUUGCAGGAGACGCCAACGCCAGAAGUCCAUGGUGGGGCUGUGAUACCGAGGACGAACGAGGCAGCAAGAUAAUGGACACAUUUGCAGAACUCGGCAUGGAAGUCCUUAAUCAAGGAUCCCAGCCGACAUUUCUGGUGUAUCGACAAGGACAACCAUGUCAGAGUAUCAUCGAUAUUACAGCUUGCUCAUCGCAGAUCCUCAACUUAAUCGCUGACUGGAGAAUAAACCCAAACCUCUGUACCCUAUCGGAUCACAUCCCAAUUACCUUCAACCUCAAAGCCACAACGAGCCUGGAUACAACUUCUAACUCUUCCACACGCGUAUUCUUUACUGCCAAAGCUGAUUGGACCAAAUUCGAAGAAACAUUCACCAAUAACCUCGAACAACAGAACAUUACCAUUGAAGCAAUACUAAACAUAAAUAAUACGGCUGAUCUAGAAAAUCUAGCACAGAAAUAUCACGAUGCGCUAACUAGUGCUUGCAACGAUUCCAUCCCUAAAUUACAAAGUAAAAAAUCUAUAAAUAGUGCAAAGUGGUGGACUUCGGAUCUCACUAAACUAAAAAUAGAACUAAAAAGAUACAGAAAUAGAAUAAAGAAGGCUAAUCCUAACGCUCGAAUUUUUGUAGUACAAGAAUAUAUAAAGAAAAAAGAAGAGUACAAGAAAGAAAUACAGCAGGCCAUUACAAAAAGCUGGAAGGAAUUCUGCACAGGAGAAGAAAGGGAAACGGUUUGGCAGAGAUCCUAUAGAAUAAUAAAACACUCAAGUAAAUCUGUCCGCGAAAGUCUGUUAAUAGGAAAUGAUGGUACCACUCUCUCGGCGGAAGAGUCUGCUGCCUUAUUAGUCAAUACCUUUUUUCCCGAUGACGAUCCCACAAAGGAUAGUCAUGAACAUGCCCAGAUUAGAGAAAGAUCCAGCGCAAUCUCAUCUAAGAAACUUCCUAUUGACAGACAAACCACUCUAUUCACUGAACAAGAACUGCGAACAGCAUUACAGCACGCCAAUUCUAAAAAAGCUCCAGGGGCGGAUGCUUUUACUGCUGACAUCUGCCAAAAAGCCUAUAGGACAAAUCCAGAAGUUUUGCUAGCUAUUUAUAAUCGGUGUCUCCUACUGAGCUACUUCCCUGUAAUAUGGAAAGAGGCUCACAUAAAGGUCAUUCCCAAACCUGGUAAGGACGACUACCGCAUUCCCAAAUCAUAUAGGCCAAUAGGUCUUCUAUCAUUGUUGGGGAAGACUUUAGAGAAGAUGAUGGCGAAGAGGCUACAGUGGGACCUUACUGAUCGGGGCUCUCUACACCCCAACCAGUAUGGAUUUCUCCCACAAAGGAGCACGGAGGACGCGUUAUACGACGCAUUAAACAUAGUAAAAGGCGCCAUAAAAUCCAAGAAACUGGCAGUAAUGGUCUCACUCGACAUUCAAGGGGCGUUUGACAGUGCCUGGUGGCCCGCUAUUAUCACAGAAUUGAAUUCCAUGGGAAUAGACGAGGACAUAUUGCAGCUGAUAACCUCCUAUUUGUCAGAAAGGAAAAUUACAGUUAACUACUCGGGCGCAACCCUAAGCAGAAAAACAAAUAGGGGCUGUAUCCAAGGAUCGGUCUGUGGACCGAUUCUGUGGAAUGUCCAAUUGAAUCAAGUACUCGAAGCUUCCCAAUACGGCGGAGUUCACAUUCAAGCAUUCGCAGAUGACAUACUCCUUAUAGCCCAAGGUUACACUGGUGAAGAGGUAGAGAGAAACCUAAACAAAGCGCUCUCGAAAAUACUUCAGUGGGGCAAUAAGCUUAAGCUCAAAUUCGCCCCACACAAGACGCAAGCGGUUCUCUUUACCAAGAAAUUAAAAUACUACACUCCCAGACUUAUCAUGGAUGGCACACCGAUCGAGUUGCAGGAUGAGGUAAAGGUUCUCGGAGUAAUUAUAGACCGAAACCUAAACUUCAACUCGCAUAUUCGCACUGUCUCUGCAAAGGCUCUUAAUAUCUAUAAGUCUGUAUCAAAGAUGGCUAGGGCACAAUGGGGCCUAAAUCCCGGUGUCCUCAAACUAAUUUAUCAAUCUGUUGUGGAGCCGACUAUCCUCUAUGCCGCUAGUUGCUGGGCCCAAGAUACAUCGAAUCAUUCGAUAGAGAAAACACUGGACAGAAUCACCAGGCUUUUUGCCAUAAAAAUAUGUAAAGGACAUAGAACCACCUCGUUCUCCGCUAGUGUGGUGCUUGCGGGGAUUCUUCCCCUCAAACUCAAAGCGAGUGAACAGGCCGAGCUGUACUUAAUUAAAAGGGGAGAAUCUCUGGACGCGCUGCCUGGCAGGGAAUUUGAGAGCCGCACUCCCGUCUCCUUACUACCGCAUCCAACUAACAGAAAAGGAAUCACCUUCGAAACUAUAAAAAAUCAAACAGAGUUGGAGGACGCUAUUGACAACAAUCGGCCGAGUUUUUAUACUGACGGAAGCAAGAUAGAAGGCAAGGUUGGUGGCUCUGUCUCAUGCUGGCUCGAUGGCAAAGAAGUCUUUGUAACCACUUUCCGCCUAGAAGACUUUUGUUCUGUAUUUCAAGCAGAACUAGCAGCAAUACUUAAAGCCAUUGAAACAAUGUGCAGAAAGCCGAGUUUAAAAGUCGCAAAUAUUCUUAGCGACUCAAGAUCAGCGCUGGAAAGUAUUGCAGACCCAUGUCCACUUCACCCCCUCACCAUGAAAAUCAGGCUAAAAAUUCAGGAGCUGUUAGAACGUGGUGGGAAAGUCCACUUCUAUUGGGUGAAAGCUCACAUAGGAAUAAUCGGUAAUGAGCGUGCGGAUGACCUCGCCAAGACAGCGGCUCUGAAAAAGAAAACAAGGCCCAUAUAUGAUCGGUUUCCUCUAACGUACGCCAAGAAACUACUAAGGGAAAAAUCACUUGAUAAGUGGCAAAAUUUAUACACAGAAUCCAACACAGCAGCCAUAACAAAAUUAUUUUUACCAGAUGUUCGCAAAGCAUACAAAAUAGUCAAGGCAAUAGAUAUAGACAACACAACAACUCACCUUCUCACCGGACAUGGAGGAAACCGAUCAUAUCUUCAUAGGUUCAAAUUGACGGAUAACCCCAACUGUCUCUGUGACAACGAAACACCGCAAACCAUUCAGCAUCUAAUGUUUGACUGCCAAAGAUUUUCUAAAGACCGGCAUGAGUGUGAGAUGAGAAUGGAUGCAACAUUAUCAGAGAACAACAUAGAAUAUAUAUUCGAGGACAAUCUAACUAGGGACAUCUUUAUUAAGUUUGCAAAGUCCUUAUUGCGAGUUAUAGCAAGAGAGAACGGAGCGCGAAUAGUGGACUAA
Molecule: messenger RNA, 5385 nt
Organism: Galleria mellonella (greater wax moth)
Lineage: Eukaryota; Metazoa; Arthropoda; Insecta; Lepidoptera; Pyralidae
Exons: 2
Coding region: 1-5385 (1794 amino acids)
Molecular function (GO): nucleic acid binding; RNA-DNA hybrid ribonuclease activity
Source: RefSeq, a predicted model, not a curated record